Messenger RNA from Clarias gariepinus (North African catfish), 2951 nucleotides. RefSeq names its product endothelin receptor type Ab (gene ednrab). Gene Ontology annotation, biological process: vasoconstriction; G protein-coupled receptor signaling pathway; regulation of blood pressure. Bases 849 to 2186 code for a protein of 445 amino acids. The transcript has 15 exons. Gene Ontology annotation, molecular function: endothelin receptor activity. Gene Ontology annotation, cellular component: membrane. Lineage: Eukaryota; Metazoa; Chordata; Actinopteri; Siluriformes; Clariidae. The record is from RefSeq and is a predicted model, not a curated record.
AUAUUGAUGAUAUCUCUGGUAAGCGGCAAAAGGGGGAACUGGAACUUGGUCAUGAUUUUAUUGUUUUUUAUUAUUUUUCCAACACACAGACAAGGGCGGAAGAUGUCCAUAGCUUGGCAAAUUGAAAAAUGAAGAAUGACUGGAAAUGAAGAAUUACUGUACGUAAAAUGGAUUAACCAUCCAUGGUGAAACCAUCGAACAGAGCACCAGGAGGAAACCCACCAAGCACUGGGAGCACAUUCAAAAUCCACGCACACACAGACCCCAAGGUGGGAAUCGAACCUGAACCCUGGAGGUGCAAGGCAACAGCGCUAACCACUACACCCCUAUGCCGCCUAGGGGAUUUUGAAGAGGGUUCAGACGCACACCAACUGGUUACAGAUUCUGUGAUUGACAGAGAAGACAAGCAAUUCCCCUCCCACUCAGGAUUUAGCAAUGGCCUUUUGGGCUUUGCCGAGGCUCUCCAUGUCUCCCAGUGCUGUGGAGAUCUCCAUGAACAUGCUCAGGAACUGGGUAUACCCCUAAGUGACCUGGGAAAGGAUCCAGACCGCCCACGACCCAGUAAAGCAGUACAGACGACAAGCAUAAUCCUGUACUCGGAUUGUGAGAGCGGUUCUGGGAGCAUGAGGAAUCAUUUUCACACAUGAACUGCAGCCACCAUAUUGUGUGCUGUAAUCAAAGCUAAAGCCUGUCAAAGUGUUGACCCCUCCGGAAAGGUCAGAUGUUCGAGGUGUUCUCCAUCAACCCCUGAAGUCCUCAGAGGAGCAACUGCAGACAAGAGCCUAGGAGGUCAUUUUCACAGGACAAAAACAACCGCCUGGUCUUGCAGUAAAGUGUGCCGUCCAACGAUGCUGUGGGUCACGGUGCUAAUAGCAACCAUAUCCUGCACGCUGAUGAGACACGGCCAUUGCCAAUCAAACUCCUCAGAAGACUUCCUGUUCUCCAGUGACCCAGCUGCCAUUCUACUUCCUGACCUUCAUGCCACCCUCUCACCUCUGACCCUGAAUCAGGUCAUAAGCCUCGAACCUAAAUCUGCCACUCUCGUUGCCUCGCACUCAUCUUUCAUUUCGGAGAAUGGAUCAGUGCGAGCACGCCCUCUUCCUCCCCCACCAGCGUGCUUGCGCAGGACGUCUAUGAAAGUCGUGUUUAAGUAUGUGAACACCGUUCUGUCUUGUGUGAUCUUCAUUGUGGGCGUAGUAGGUAAUGCCACGCUGCUAAGGAUCAUAUGCCUUAACAAGAACAUGAGAAACGGCCCCAAUGCCCUGAUCGCCAGUCUGGCACUAGGAGACCUCAUCUACAUUGCCAUCGACAUCCCCAUCCACAUCUAUAAGUUGCUGGCGAUGAGAUGGCCUUUUAACGACACAGCGUUCGGACUCUUCCUGUGUAAGCUCUUUCCCUUCCUGCAAAAGGCUUCAGUUGGGAUCACGGUGCUGAACCUGUGUGCUCUCAGUGUGGACAGGUAUCGUGCUGUGGCCUCAUGGAACCGUGUGCAAGGUGUGGGAAUACCUGCCUCGACCGCAGUAGAAAUCAUGUGUAUAUGGAUAUUGUCCAUUCUUCUGGCUGUUCCUGAAGCUGUGGGUUUUAACAUGGUCAGCUUUGACCACAACAACGUGACUGUACAAACCUGCAUGCUCAAGCCAGAAUCACAGUUUAUGAUUUUUUACAGAGACGUAAAGGACUGGUGGUUGUUUGGGUUUUACUUCUGCAUACCGUUAGCAUGUACGGCUAUCUUCUACACGCUGAUGACCUGCGAGAUGCUAAAUUACAGAAAAGGAAGUCUGAGAAUCGCACUCAGCGAACACAUCAAACAGCGCCGUGAGGUAGCGAAGGCUGUGUUCUCUCUGGUGCUAAUCUUUGCUCUGUGCUGGUUUCCUCUUCACCUGAGUCGCAUUCUGAAGAACAUGGUAUACUUUCAGCACGACGCACAGCGCUGUGAUCUGCUCAAUUUCCUGCUGGUGCUUGAUUACUUCAGCAUUAACCUGGCAACGAUAAACUCCUGCAUCAACCCCAUCAUACUCUACCUUGUCAGCAAGAAGUUCAAAAACUGCUUCAAGUCAUGUUUGUGUUGUUGGUGUUACUCGGGUUCUCUGCUGAGCAGCAUGGGGACCAGCAUCCAGUACAAGAACCCUGACCUACAGAACGGCCUUACAGAUCGCACAGCGUUGCGGAAGGACAGUUACAACUGAGAACACACACUUAAAGGAUCAGAAUGGUCCCAAAAGCAACUGGCAUGCUGAGAUGAUGGACAUUGGCUGCCGAGAUGGCUGAUCUCAAAAUCAUCGUCUCAAAAUGCUUGAAAAAGACUUUUUUGUGCACAUCACCAAAAAUUCUGAAAUUUAAACCACAUUUUUUUAUGCUGAUAGUGUUAUUGUAGAAAAGGGCUUUAAUGUAUUCUAUUGUACUAUUUUGUUUAAUAUUUAUUCACGUGAGAACUUGAAACAGUAUCAGUAAGCCAACAACAUCAUCAUAUUCAUCGGCAAUAAGUUAUUCAAAGCUUGAAGAUAUCAUUUUCUUUCCUUCAAUUAUUUUUCAGUUAUGGUAUUUCAGAAGUUAGUACAUUAUUGGAUGCAUAUCUCAUACAUGGCCAUGUGACCAGUAACAUUGGAAUUUUAUUCUAAUUUUAAAUGCUGCCAUGCCCUGCCUGGCUUUUCUUUAUGUUCUCAUCUUGGUUAUGAACUGCUGCCCAUUUUCACAGCACAUAAACUUUAUGAUGAAGGCUUCUGCUGCUGCUUAGCCCAUUUUACUGUGUCUCGAGUUUUCCUAAUGUACAUUGUGGAAGAGCGAGCAUCGGAUUGAACAUUACAAACUUUCAGUACAAGUUGAUCCUACCCUUUUAUAAUGCUUUCGGAAAAUUUAUAGUAGGUAUGAUCUGCUAUUAUCAUGAUGCAUUUGACUGCAUUCACUUAAAAACAUAAAUAAAUUAAUAAAUAAACAGUUCUAUUAAUCACACA